AUGGAAGAAUGUCUAGCGGAUGUUCAGGUGACUCCGCCGACGGAAGACAAUGCAGCCUUCGCUCAGCAUAUUUUGUGGGCCCCGAAAAAGAAGCGCUUGCAUCGAAGGAUGAUUCGUGAUGUUCCAUCUGGCGCAAGACGUGGAUCGAAGAUUAGAAAGCGGUUAAUAUUCCCCAUAGAAGAAAAUGAAAGAAAAGAGGAAGAAGAGUUGUCAAGUGAUGUCUCUGAGUACAUAAAAGAGGUCAACAAUGGAAAGAAAGAUUCUUUGAGGACGCCGGACUGUUCGGAAGACAAGCGUAAUGGAAGCGGUGUGAAGUUAGACCUUCUGAAAGUACGGGCGGAUCAUUUGAAAGCGAGCCAGAAACUAACCAGGAAUGUCGAUCCACAGCGUAUAAAGAGAAAGCUAGCUUUAAGUAGCUUCCGCUGA
Porites evermanni is the source of this 426-nucleotide messenger RNA. The record is from the annotation of a GenBank genome assembly. NCBI's taxonomy places the organism in Eukaryota, Metazoa, Cnidaria, Anthozoa, Scleractinia, Poritidae.